Coregonus clupeaformis (lake whitefish) is the source of this 901-nucleotide messenger RNA. Its product is annotated as pregnancy-specific beta-1-glycoprotein 1. Gene Ontology annotation, molecular function: transmembrane signaling receptor activity. The transcript is spliced from 4 exons. Gene Ontology annotation, biological process: cell surface receptor signaling pathway. The record is from RefSeq and is a predicted model, not a curated record. NCBI's taxonomy places the organism in Eukaryota, Metazoa, Chordata, Actinopteri, Salmoniformes, Salmonidae. The coding region runs from base 88 to 795 and encodes 235 amino acids.
AGGCAUGAACUAAUCGGUCUGUCAUCUUAUAGGAAGUAGAGGGGUUUGUCAGAAGAACUGUAGUUCAGAGAUCGUUGGCAGGACAGAAUGGAACACACCUUGCUCUGUGUGCUACUCUUGCUGAGUACACUCAUCAACUCUGGACACUCUGAAGAUGAUGAUGCUCUGCCCAAAGCUACACUGACUGUGAAGCCAAACCCUGCAUACACUGGAGAGACAGUUACUCUGACGUGUUCAGUAGGGUCUGACAGUAUCUGGAGCUAUCAGUGGUACAAAGACAGGAAUGAUAAUGUAGUAUCCCAGUCUGUCAGACACACUAUAACAGGAGACACCCUCACCAUCAGUAGUGUUGCUGAGUCUGACCAGGGUCAGUACUGGUGUCAGGGAGAGAACCGGUCCAGAUCCAUAUCAUCAAUCAUCAGUGAUCCUGUCAGAGUCACCCUGAAUGCUCUGCCCAAAGCUACACUGACUGUAAAGCCAAACCCUGCAUACACUGGAGAGAAAGUGACUCUGACGUGUUCAACAGAGUCUCACAGUGACUGGAGCUAUCAGUGGUUCAAAGACAGGAAUGAUAAUGUAGUAUCCCAGUCUGUCAGACACACUAUAACAGGAGACACCCUCAUCAUCAGUAGAGCUGGUGUGUCUGACCAGGGUCAGUACUGGUGUGAAGGGAACAGAGUGUCUAGACCCACAUCUUCACUAACAAGUGAUCCUGUCACUCUCACUGUUAAAGGUACAUUACUUUGUUCUGUUCUCUCUCUUGUCAUACAGAUAGAUAGACACUGUUGUUGUUGAGUCAAUCAUGUAGACAUUUUUUGUGUGCCUGUAGACUAUUCUGCCUCACUGAGUUUUGAACCUUUACCCAUCAAGAGGACAUAUCAUGCAGCAGAUCAGAUCCAUG